This is a messenger RNA of Saprolegnia parasitica CBS 223.65, 659 nucleotides long. RefSeq lists its product as hypothetical. Gene Ontology annotation, molecular function: dynein complex binding. The transcript has a single exon. The record is from RefSeq and is a predicted model, not a curated record. NCBI's taxonomy places the organism in Eukaryota, Oomycota, Saprolegniomycetes, Saprolegniales, Saprolegniaceae. Gene Ontology annotation, biological process: mitotic spindle organization. Bases 21 to 560 code for a protein of 179 amino acids. Gene Ontology annotation, cellular component: dynactin complex.
AAGGGAUCGAUUCCGGUUGCAUGUACGUCUGCGACGAAGCCCAGGUCGACCUCGCGGUCGUGACCGUCGGGUACAAGAGCGUCUUCCACCCCAAGGCUGCGGUCGAGGUCCAUCCAGACGCUCCUUCGUCGUCCCCGCCAUAUGUCAUCUUCGGUGAGCGCAACAUUGUCGAUGACAUGGCCUGCAUCUCGCUGACUAUCUCGGACACGCAGUCGACGAUCACGGUCGGAGACAACAACCUCUUUGAGAGCGGAUGCACGAUCAAGGCCAAGACGAUUGGCAGCAACAACUGGUUUGAGCCCAAGUGCUCCGUGGGCGAGGGCGUCGUCAUCGGUAACGACUGCGUCAUCGGCGCCGGCGUCGUCGUGCCACCACACACGGUCAUUCCCGACAGCUCGGUGCUCGUUCGUUUGCCGGACGGGCGCAUCAUCCGGCGCGAGCAAAAGGAAUACGCGCGCAAGGCCAAGCAAAUGCUCCAAGACAAGUACAUUGAUGCGUUCACGGAGGCCACGAGCCCUUCGUACUUGCCGCGGAACCAUCGCAUGAAGACGAAGCCAUGACAAUCCGUGCCUGCUUCAAUGCACAUCAAGUUACUUUUGAACAUGGCGUGUGUAGUGUUGGAAGAUAAGUGCUCAUGGAGAGUAGAUUUGGAACGAACA